Molecule: messenger RNA, 4085 nt
Organism: Acipenser ruthenus (sterlet)
Lineage: Eukaryota; Metazoa; Chordata; Actinopteri; Acipenseriformes; Acipenseridae
Product: matrix metalloproteinase-17-like
Exons: 10
Coding region: 970-2793 (607 amino acids)
Biological process (GO): proteolysis; collagen catabolic process; extracellular matrix organization
Cellular component (GO): extracellular matrix
Molecular function (GO): zinc ion binding; metalloendopeptidase activity
Source: RefSeq, a predicted model, not a curated record
GAUAGUGUUGCUAUAUACAUGACUGUAGCGCGCAGUGCGCUGUGGGGUUCUAUGCAUUAAAGGUCUCUCUCUCUCUCUCUCUCUCUAGGGGGUGAUACACUUAUCUGUAUUACACCGAGCAUCGCUGUCAUUAACAAAUUGGUUUGACUAAUAAAACAGAGGGUUGUUUUAGCUAACCUUGCGAUAGGUUUCUCCCCGGAGUGCCGUGUUGAAAAAAAAAAAAAACACAUACAAAGACACUCGGAUAAUUAAAGGAUUCGUCUUGGGGAGCUGUUUCCAGGACGAGUUUUAUUUGAUUAGGUUUCUUUUUAACAACUUUAACAAGAUUUGUGGCACCGCGAAAUCCAUUUAGGAUCGCUAUAAUGUGAUUUAAAAGUCAGCCACUCUUCUGUAUGGUUUUUCUACUAGCGGGACAGCGGGACUGGUUGACCCGUGGAGAGGCCUCCGAGACACUUAGGAGCAUUGGAGAAGCUGCAGUUAUGUAUUUUUUUUUAUUUGGUGUGUGUUAAUGGUGUUUUAGAAGCCAUGGGAACGCUCCGCCGCACAGGCAGAACCGGACAACUUUAAAAGGGACUGGGAAACUCGUUAAAUACGGAUUUAUACUGGGAUUUUUAAACCGAAGUUUUUAUCUAUUCCAAUUCCAACGAAGGAGUGUCUCCAACCGUUUGAGACACAGAACCACAGGGGCAAACCAUUUCUAGUCGGCGGAACCAGCUAUAACUUAUACUCACGCACAAACGAACGCUCUCGUUUCUUUAGCUAUAAAAAAAGCGGCUGCUUUGAAAUUCUGGGCAGUGGUUCGGCUGUGCCGUGCUGGACCGGACUCUGUGUCUGCGCUCGUCCGUUCUGUACACAAACGGAUUGGAUUUGAGAUCUCUGUUUCGAACUCUUCUGAGAGGAGAGCUCGAUGGAAUAAUUCAUAGUAAUCAUAAUAAUAAUAAUAAUAGUAAUAGUAUACUGAAACCAGAAAUGGCAGUUUUCAGGACGCUGUUUCCCACUUUCCUCGGAUUGCUGUCGUGUUUAUCGAGGCGAGGGCUUUCUGAAUCCACUCCGGUACCGACACCCCCGGAUGAGAGCACGGAGAUGGUGGAUUGGCUGAUGCGGUACGGCUAUCUCCCGCCCCCUGACCCCUCCACUGGUCAGUUGCAGACGUGGGAGGCGGUCACUCAGGCCAUCAGGAGCAUGCAGAGGUUCGCUGGGAUCGAGGUGACCGGAGUUAUGGACGGAGAGACCCUGGCAUUGAUGAACACACCUCGAUGUUCCUUACCCGAUAUCACCGGGGAGGGGGGUCUGAGCGCUCCGGAGGAGGGGGCGUGGGGACCCCCGAACUCAGAGGAGGGAACACACAGCCCCCGAAACACACAGAGAGGAAAGAGGAGGAGAAGGAGGAGACGCGAUGCGGGACAGGGCUGGCCAAAGAGAAACAUCUCCUGGAGGGUGCGUUCGUUCCCCUCCCCCUCCUCUCUCUCCAGGGAGACUGUGCGUUCCCUCCUCUUCUACUCUCUCCGCGUGUGGGCGGAGUCUACGGCGUUGGAGUUCCACGAGGUGGGCGUGACCGGGGAGGCGGACCUGCAGGUGGACUUCCUGCGCGGUUCCCACGGCGACGGCUUCGCGUUCGACGGGCCGGGAGGGGCGGUGGCUCACGCCUUCUUCCCCUCCGACCCGCGGAGAGCCGGAACCGUUCACUUCGACCGGGACGAGAACUGGACCUUCAGAGCCCCCGAAUCCCACGGGACGGACCUGUUUGCGGUGGCGGUCCACGAGUUUGGCCACGCCCUCGGGCUCUCUCAUUCGUCGUCGCGCCGGUCAAUCAUGCGGCCGUACUAUCAGGGUCCGGUCGGAGACCCUCUGCAGUACAGACUGAGCUCUGAAGACCAGAGGCACAUAAUACAGAUCUAUGGUGAAAGAGAACCCUACACAGAAAUGCAGGGACCCGAAGCCACCGGCCCACCUGCGUUACCUGAGCAGCCCAAAGCAGCAGCGGCCGCCAGGAUUCCCAGCGACGCGCCAGACCGCUGCUCGACCAGCUUCGAUGCUGUUGCCGUGAUCCGGGGAGAAACAUUCUUCUUCAAAGGACGAUAUUUUUGGAGGUUGACCCAUUCGGGACAUCUCUCUUCCUUCCAGCCGGCCCAGAUCCACCGAUUCUGGAGCGGACUGCCGGCCGGACUGGACUCUAUCGACGCAGCCUACGAGCGAGCCAGCGACCACAGGAUCGUCUUCUUCAAGGGUUCACAGUACUGGCUCUUCAGGGGCCUGACUCUAGAAGAUGGGUCCCCUCGUCCCGUCUCUGAUUUCGGACUGCCCCCCGGGUCGGUGAUCGAGGGGGCUCUGUCCUCUCCGCUCGACAGGAAGACCUACCUCCUGCAGGGGGCGCUAGUGUGGAGGUUCGAUGAGGAGAGCGGGGCGAUGGACCCGGGGUACCCCGUCGGGAGGCAGAGCUGGAGGGCAGCGCCAGAGGAAGGGGGCGUCGAUGACGUCAUGAGCGACCAAGAGGGUUCAGUCUAUGUCUUCAAAGGUCUCCAGUACUGGAAAUUCCUGUCUCAAGACUCCGCCCCCCAGCCUGGCUACCCCCAUUCCACUGCAGCCGAUUGGCUAGACUGCCCUGACUCCUCGCCCUCCGCCUCAGACAGCGUCUCAGCAGCUCCCCCUAGAGUGAGACAGGAGCACCGAGAAGUUCCUGGCAUUGACAGAUGCUCUUGCCUUAAACAGACAGCAGGGGGCAGUGUGACUCUCUCCCCACACUGGACAGUAAUCUCUGUACUAAUUGCAGCCUGGGCUAAACUAAUUCUCUGAAUGCUUUUGAAAUAUAACCAGGUCUUUAACAUUUUAACUCUGGGUUUCCUAACCCUGGUCCUAGGGGAGCCCUGUGUGUGUGGAGUAGUGGUUAGGGCUCUGGACUCUUGACUGGAGGGUUGUGGGUUCAAUCCCAGGUGGUGGGACACUGCUGCUGUACCCUUGAGCAAGGUACUUUACCUAGAUUGCUCCAGUAAAAACCCAACUGUAUAAAUGGGUAAUUGUAUGUAAAAUUAAUGUGAUAUCUUGUAACAAUUGUAAAUCGUCCUGGAUAAGGGCGUCUGCUCAAAAAUAAAUAAUAAUUCCAACUGAAUUAAACCUUUUUAGUUCUCAGCUCUUAAAAAGUUGCCAAUUUAACUCUAAAACUGCAGAGUUAACUUGAAAUCUCCAACCGUUUAAAAGCUGAAAACAAUUCAAAAGGUCUAUUGAAGCUAAUGGAUAGUGCAGUGAAGGGUCUAGUGAAGUUAUUGAGAGCUCAGUUGGAAUGAAAACUAGCAGACGCAUACAGGGGGUCCCUAGGACUGGGGUUGUGAACCCCUGCUUUAACCCUUUACAGUCCAUUUAUUAAGUGCGCGUCAGGCGCGUCAGGUCCAAUUUAUUUUCACACGGGCAUUUAAUUUUAUACGCGCUGUUUAAAAGUAUUUUUUUUCACAGUCAAACGGGUUUAAAUGGCCCUGCAUAUCAACAAAGCACUUAUUAGGCAUCUCCAGCCCCGCCCCACCCUUUUGUUCGCUGUCGCUUUCACAUAUGCUAAGAAAUAAAUAAUAAUAAUAAUAACAAUAACAAUAACAAUAAUAAUAAUAAUAAUAAUAAUAAUAAUAAUAAUAAUAAUAGUUGUACAUACCGAUCAAUCAUCUCCUGAUCUGCAAAUGUCUCUGAUAUUCUCUGAGCGCUGAUGCAGUCACAGCCAGCUUGUUUCCUUAUGGCCGCCCCUAUCUGAUGCCAGGGGCAAGUAUGACGAUUCAUGAGAUACACCCUUUUUUUCGGCUUUGGACCGGAUAGGAAUUUGCAAUGUCGGACCUGACCGCAAAGGGUAAAGGUAGAAGGUGGCAGACAGCCAUGGACACUCGUUCACUGUGCAGCUCUGGAAUUUUAGGAUUGAAAAUUUUUUUUAACACAUUUUUACCUUUCAAACACAUUUUAUUAUUAUUUUUUAUUAUUGAUAAAUAGGAUACUUUGAAGAAGCCUCUGAAUGGCAGUGAGUGUCAAAUAGGUGGCGAAUGUAUUAAAAAUCCUGUCGUGUUUUUUUUAAAACUCUGGUUCAUUUUUUUAAUAUCAAAUGAAGCGAGAAU